Molecule: messenger RNA, 2325 nt
Organism: Anas platyrhynchos (mallard)
Lineage: Eukaryota; Metazoa; Chordata; Aves; Anseriformes; Anatidae
Gene: RTF2
Product: replication termination factor 2
Biological process (GO): mitotic DNA replication termination
Cellular component (GO): nucleus
Source: RefSeq, a predicted model, not a curated record
CUCCGCGCACGCCGGAAGUGUUUCCUGCCGCCGGAAACGCGUCACGUGUGGGGAGAACGGAGAAGAACCCGGAAGCGCGGCGGGGCGAUGGGGUGCGAUGGCGGCACCAUCCCCAAGCGGCACGAGCUGGUCAAGGGGCCCCCCAAGGCCCAGAAGGUUGACAAAACUGCUGAAUUGGUGGCAAGGUGGUACUACUGCACUCUGAGUCAAGAAAAGCUUUGUCGACCGAUUGUAGCCUGUGAGCUAGGCAGGUUGUAUAACAAAGAUGCUGUCAUUGAGUUUUUAUUGGACAAGUCAGCUGAUAAAACACCUGUGGAAGCUGCAUCACAUAUCAAGAGCAUUAAGAACGUAACAGAACUAAACCUUGCAGAUAAUCCGGCUUGGAGUGGCGAUAAAGAAAGCAAGAAAGGUGACACAUAUGAUGACAUCCAGUCUGCACGCUUUAUAUGCCCUGUGGUGGGACUGGAAAUGAAUGGAAGGCAUAGGUUUUGCUUCUUGAGGAAGUGUGGCUGUGUGUUCUCGGAACGUGCUCUCAAAGAGAUUAAAACAGAAGUUUGUCACAAGUGUGGUGUUCCCUUUCAAGAGGAAGAUGUGAUUAUCCUUAAUGGUAAUAAAGAAGAUGUGGAAGUGUUGAAGAAAAGAAUGGAGGAUAGAAAGCUCAAAAGUAAAUUAGAAAAGAAAUCAAAGAAAUGUAAGUCAGCAGAAACAGCUUCUCAGCAAGAUACCACCGAAGAAGCUCCAGGUCCUUCAAAAGUCAAGAAUAGAAAAGAUUGUAUCAGUUCCAGUUCUGGGGAAAAGAGGCAGAUCAUCUUCACCAAAAGUUCAGGAGAUAAUGGAAGUUCAUCUGCCCCAGGAAAAGUCAAUAAGGCGGCUUCUACUACCACGAAGAGAUCCAUCGCAGACAGCGAGGAGAAAUCUGAGGCAUACAAAUCUAUUUUUACAUCACACAGCUCAGCAAAACGUUCAAAGGAAGAGUGUUCCAAUUGGGUUACUCACACAGCAUACUGUUUCUGAAACAAUGAUGAGCCUGAUCCUAAUGUUCAUUACUGCUUUCCUUCCCUAAGGCUUUUUCUGUACAACUCUAAUACAGAACAGUUGUUGUAAUCUGAUGUUAUCUGGAAUUACUCAGUUCGCAAGUAGUUUAUAAACUUAUGAAUAGCUAAUGAACUUGUGUUAGUUGCAACUUUUGUUAAAUAAGAAAUAGAUUACCAGAGUCCAUGUUGUAUCAGCAGACCUCAUUCUAAAAUGAUGGAUUAUUUACACAACUGGUUUUUUGUUCCCUCAGCUGGAUGCUGUCGUUCCCGGUCACAGUGUCUCAGUACUAGAAAUAAGGAUAAGAGGAUAUGCCUGCUGUCCUCGUCUGUUGAAAUCUGCUGCAAAUGUGUUUGAAUUUUUCAUUGUAUUGGUACAGAAAUUCAGCCUUUUGAGACUUUCUGACAGUAAAAGAAGCAAUAAUGCUUUCCUUUUGAAGUAUCAAUCUUUACUCUCAGUGGAACUGUUAUGUUUCUUAAGGGGCCUGUAGGCACUUUCAAGUACUAUACAUUUUGUUGGUGUAUAUGGAAGCAUUAUGUUUGUACAAAUGUUUGUACAAACAGCAAAGUAGCUGUGCAAUAUUCUUAUUGUACGUGUUGUAAUCUGCUUUUAAUAACAUACAUUCAUAGUUAAUCAUUAGAUAUAAAGGUGAGUCUGUAAUAAUGAGUUUUUGGUUUUCCAAAAAGGCUUGGGAGGUUUCUUAGUGGUGGUGUUUGUAAAGCUAGAAGUAUCAGUAUAUCUGCGCUCUGAUUCUUCUGUUAGAGGAUCAGAAUAGAGUGGAACAAAAGUGUGAGUUUUCUUACUCAUCUGCUGAAACAGUAAAGUUCUGUGUCAUCUGUGAGGAGGAAUUUGCCUUUCUGGGCUGAAUUAAAUUCAGCAGCUUGCUUGAAAAUAUGAAUAUUUAUACAGGGAGAGAGAAAAGCAUGCCUAGUAAAAGAAUAGAAAUGGACAGAUCUUAGCUGGAUUUUUAGGGAGAAAAUAAAUAUGGUAUGUGCCAUGCAAAUCAGAAACCCGUUGGUAGCCAAUGGAGGGAACCCUUCAAGGCUGAAGUUGCUCUCUGAGAACGUUUCUCUUUUACUUCAUGGGCAACAGAAAUGUGUGACUUUGAGAACAUCUGUAGUACACAUUAUUUUCUGACAAAAUUCUCCACCACAAAUGACUAUUUGACUGUUAACUGCUGGUUACAGGAAAAUACAGCAUUAUAGUACUUCACUGAGUUUUGCUUUUGUAUCUGUGCUUUUUAUUCCUGUGACUUUGAUAUAAAUAAAACUUGCUCUUGUCGUAUGACCAUAA